Messenger RNA from Acanthoscelides obtectus, 695 nucleotides. The record is from the annotation of a GenBank genome assembly. Lineage: Eukaryota; Metazoa; Arthropoda; Insecta; Coleoptera; Chrysomelidae.
AAAAGUCAAACGAUCAGAAUAUAGGUAGAAUACAUCCAUUGUUUGUGGGACAUUUAUUACAUAAAAAACUCAAAAUGAGCAGUAAAAUAACAACUAUAAGUCGCGCAGGAUUAAAUCGAACCAAAGUAGGGCUCAGGAAUUUUGAGGAUGCUAAUGAUCUAGUUUGCAGUGAUGCGCUUAAAUCUGAAAAUCUAAAGGCUUACAUUCCAAGUAAUUUGCUCAUAAGAAAGGGUUUGAUUAAAGGAGUAGACACUUAUUUUACCGAGGAAUACAUGGACGAUAACAUAACAUCUAAAAUCAGUGUAUUGGAUGUAAAAAGAUUAAAAAGAAGGAUAAACAACAAUGGCGUACAGGAAUUUGUCGCGAAGCAAAUGGCUGUCGUAACAUUUGACGGUAAUUUAUUACCAAACGAAAUAAGUAUUAAUAGCGUGUUAUUUCAAGUAGAGCCUUUUGUCCAAAGAGUAAUUCAAUGCUACAAAUGUUUGCGCUUUGGACACGUUUCUGGUCAGUGUCGUAGCACUCACACCCGAUGUGUCGUAUAUUGUCAAAUAAAAGAAGAAGGCCAUAACUGUGAUGACAGUAACACAUAUUGCCUAUAUUGUAAGAAUUCCAACCACCGAUCCACCUCAAAGGACUGCCCUCCCUUUCAGACACAACAAAAAAUAAAAAAAAAACUAUGGCAUUGUCUAACAUGA